Messenger RNA from Melopsittacus undulatus (budgerigar), 1687 nucleotides. It is a transcript of the gene PPOX, whose product is annotated as protoporphyrinogen oxidase. The transcript is spliced from 10 exons. The coding region runs from base 81 to 1586 and encodes 501 amino acids. Gene Ontology annotation, biological process: porphyrin-containing compound biosynthetic process. The record is from RefSeq and is a predicted model, not a curated record. NCBI's taxonomy places the organism in Eukaryota, Metazoa, Chordata, Aves, Psittaciformes, Psittaculidae. Gene Ontology annotation, molecular function: protoporphyrinogen oxidase activity, oxygen as acceptor.
UCCCUCCCUCUGUCCUUAUCAGGAGAGGGGGCGGAGCCUCCCCCUCCGGGCUCCGGUAGCGGGGCCGGUGCGGGGCCUCCAUGGCACCGACCGUGGCUGUGGUCGGGGGCGGCAUCAGCGGCCUGGCCGCCUGCUACCACCUGAGCCGCGGUCCUCGGCCGCCCAAGGUGCUGCUGCUGGAGGCCGGCGCCCGGCUCGGGGGGUGGCUGCAGAGCACCCGCGCUGCCGACGGGGCCGUGUUCGAGCAUGGCCCGAGGGGGAUCCGGCCCGGGGGGGCUGCGGGAGCCGACACCUUGCACAUGGUGUCGGAGCUCGGCCUGGCCGGUGCGGUCCUGCCCGUGCCCGGGGACCACCCGGCCUCCAGGAACCGGUUCCUGUACGUGGCUGGGGCCCUGCACAAGCUGCCGUCGGGGCUGGGGGCGCUGCUGCGGCCGGUGCCGCCGUUCUCACGGGCGCUGCUGUGGAGCGGCCUCCGGGACCUCGUGGCACCGGCAGGGACGGAACCGGACGAGAGCAUCCACACGUUCGCGUCCCGUCGCUUCGGUCGGGAGGUGGCGGACAUCGCGGUGGACAGUGUGUGCCGGGGGGUGUUCGCCGGGGACUGCCGAGCGCUGAGCGCCCGUUCCUGCUUCCCGAGGCUGUUCCAGGCCGAGCGGAGCCGGCGCUCGGUGCUGCUGGGGCUGGCGCUGGGCUCCGGGGACGGGAACGGAGCCGAGUCGGGGCUGAGCCGUCGGGCACGGACCGAGCGCUGGAGCCAAUGGUCGCUGCGGGGAGGGAUGGAGACACUGCCCCAGGCGCUGGCGGAGUUCCUGCGAGAGCGCGGAGUGGAGCUGCGGUGCCACCAGCGCCUGCAGAGCCUGCGCCGAUGCCACCAUGGCGGCUGGGAGCUCACCCUGACCGACGGCACCGUCACAGCCGACCACGUUGUCAGCGCGCUCCCGGCUGCAGCACUGGCUGAGGUGCUGCCGGCCGAGGCCGCGGCGCUGGCGCAGGAGCUGCGGCACAUCCCGGCGGUGUCGGUGGCUGUGGUGAACCUGCAGUACAAGGAUGUCACACUGCCUGUUACGGGCUUCGGGCACUUGGUGCCCUCCUCAGAGGAUGGGUCCCUCCUGGGCAUCGUCUAUGACUCAGUGGCCUUCCCUGAGCACAACGGCACAGGCGCGGCCUCGCUGCGGCUCACGGUGAUGCUGGGAGGAGCCUGGUUCGAGCAGAGCUUCGGGGACCCGGCCACGGUGGCACCGGAGCUGCUGCUGCACCGGGCACAGGCUGCUGUGAGGGAGCAGCUGGGGCUGGAGCCGGCCCCGACCCACUCCAUUGUCAGGGUGCACCAGGCCUGCAUCCCACAGUACACACUGGGCCACUGGCAGCGCACAGGUAAGUGGGUGCUGAGGAGUGGGGGGGCACCCGAUGCCCCCUCCCCGGUACCCAGCACCCAUCCCGGCCCCACAGAGCGCAUCAGCCGCUUCCUGGCCGAGCAUCACCUGCCCCUGAGCCUCAUUGGAGCCUCCUACAGUGGCGUCUCCGUCAACGACUGCAUUGCCAGCGCCAAGGCGGCCGUGGAGCGGCUGCUGGGGCCGCGGCACUGACCCCCCCCAGCACUGACCCCCCCCCAGCACCCACGGCCAUAGGACAAAGUGUAUUUUUUAAUUGAAAAACCCAUAUAAAGGUCCAGGGAGCGGCUCAUAAA